Messenger RNA from Saccostrea cuccullata (small rock oyster), 1155 nucleotides. RefSeq names its product LHFPL tetraspan subfamily member 6 protein-like. The record is from RefSeq and is a predicted model, not a curated record. The coding region runs from base 379 to 1152 and encodes 257 amino acids. The transcript is spliced from 4 exons. NCBI's taxonomy places the organism in Eukaryota, Metazoa, Mollusca, Bivalvia, Ostreida, Ostreidae.
ACCUGUAUGUUAUAGAAUUAUAGAAUCUUAACUUUUGUUCGCGGGAUAUCAAGUUAUAGAAUUUACUAUUUGUACUACUCUUUCACACAGUACAAAAGAAUCCCUGUUUAUUGAAAACUGAAAAGUUGAAGUAUUGUAUGUAAAAAUUGGUUAGCCAUGCGCGCUGUGAUGUGGGGAACUGUUAAUUUUAAAGGGGUAUAGCGUAAUUAUAUAAUCAAUGCAAACGUGAAAUAAAAUUUAAAUCACAUUCGAUCAGUAAGGAGAAAAACACUUUAUAUGCGGUUUUAUCAUUUCGACACUUACGAAGAAGGUUUGGUUCCAGAAAUCGUCAAUACAAAAUGAGGAAACAAAAGUGAUAUUUCAUAUUGAGAUUUAAAGAUGUCAAACAAGAUCGGUGACCCAAACUUUUCUAAUAAUAAGAAACUCAACAAGAUAAACUUUGUAACACCGUUCACCAAAUCCUACCACCUAAACCAUAAAUGGGAUCUUAAAAAUGGUUACACCGUGCGGCCUCAAGAAUCCUACUUAAAAAAAGACAACUUCUUGUACAUAGACGAUGAUGUCAGUGAAUAUGAUGACGAGGAACCUACAAAAUCGUCAGACGGAAGGACGACGGACGAUUUAGGUACAUGUGUCACAGCUAUCGGCAUCAUAUGUGUCAUUUUCCUGCCGGUUUGUGCUAUUUUAGUCGCCGUUGGAGCGUCCACGCCGUAUUGGUAUGACACGGCGGGAACACACAGUAUGGGCUUGUUUCAGAGGUGCGACCUGUCGACGUCAACAUGUGAAUACAUUGAUACCUAUCUCUCAACCGCAUCUUCAUAUAUGGAUUUUACUUGGAAAUUAGUGACAGGUUUGGAACUAUCAGGGGCCUGUCUUUUGUUGCUGGCUUCUCUAUUUUCCUGCUGUUAUCUGGCGUGUAAAGAAAUUGACUUUUCCAAAACCAGCUAUGGUAUUCUCAUCUCCAUUAUAAUCAUGCUAGGAGCGGGGUGUGCAGUUAGUGGCACAGUUUUGAUGACGUCAUAUUACAUCACCAAUCUACAGACGUGGACAUUGGAUUGGUCAUUUUACACAGCUGCUGUGGGGUCGGGCAUUUCAUUCCUUGUUUUCUGUCUCUAUAUUUUAUAUGUGUUUUUAUUAACUUUUGCUGAUUAAAAU